UUCUCACCCCCUUCCUCAUCAUCCCCAUCCAUCAUCACUACUACAUACCUACUAUUCCAUCUCUUUACCUUUCCUCCUGGACUCUCGUUUCCCAUCGUUUACGCUUUUCUUGUCCCGUUUAACAUUCAUCUAAUUCGUCUUAUUACCGAGUCGAUUAUGUUCAGGCAGAGUCUAAAGCGAUGCGCUCACUUGCGCGUCGCGACAGCUGCUCCUCUCCUCGCCCGUCAAAACCUCUCCCUCCUUACUUCCACCACCCGGUCCUCCAGGCCUACACUGCAGACAACAACAAUAAAGUUGAGCAAUCUUUUUGUCCGAUGGCACUCUGAAACUGCCGAAGCUUCUGCUUCGGAACAGCCUAUUGAGGACGUUGCUCCCUCUCAUCCUACCCGCUUCGAUGAAUUGCCUGCGCUGGGUGUGCACCCCAACCUGGUCAAGUCUAUCACCCACGGCAUGGGCUAUGAGGCCUUAUCCGAUGUUCAAUCCAAGACUAUCGUACCGGCAUUGAACGGAACAGAUUUAGUCGCUCAGGCAAAGACUGGCACCGGAAAGACCCUUGGUUUCCUUGUGCCUGUGCUGCAGAGGAUGCUACAAGAAGACCCGUCGCUUGGCACCAGGAAUGCACGCUACAACGCCCGCGCCGAUGACAUCCGUGGCAUUGUCCUGUCUCCGACACGCGAACUUGCCGAGCAGAUCGCCGCCGAGGCUGAGAAGCUGGUGGCAGGCACCGGCCUGGUCGUGCAGAGGGCGGUGGGUGGUACACAGAAGUCCCGCAUGCUUGAAAAGACGAGGAGACAGGGUUGCCACUUGCUCGUCGCCACCCCUGGUCGGUUGAAUGACCUCCUCGAGGACCCCCGCAGCGGCAUUCGCGCCCCGAACCUGGCUGCCAUCGUCCUCGACGAAGCCGACCGGAUGCUCGACGUCGGCUUCCGGGGUGAGCUCGAGGAAAUCGUGAACAAGCUGCCCGAUGUUCGGGAGAAGCCCCGGCAGACCUUGCUCUUCUCGGCCACCAUUCCCAAGGAUGUCAUUCAGCUCGCCCGGCAGUGGGUACGGGCCGACAACUUCGACUUCAUCCAGACCAUUUCGCAGGGGGAUACGCCAACCCACGAGAAGGUCCAGCAGCACAUCGUGCCGUGCCGCAGCUGGGGCAACGUGCUCCCGGCUCUGUUCGAAGUGAUUGGGAAGGAAGUAGAGAGCGCUCAGCAGCCGGGCGCGAUGCCGUUUAAGGCCAUGGUCUUCCUCCCCUCCGUGGCAUUAGUCGAUCUCGUUUCCGAAACAUAUCAUGAUGGCUUCAGAUCAACAUGUGGCGUCCCGGCUCUCAUGAUUCACUCCAAGUUGAGCCAAGCACAGCGCAGCAAAGCGUCGGACAAAUUCCGUACCAUGAAGUCCGGCAUCUUGUUCUCUUCCGACGUCACCGCGAGAGGAAUGGACUUCCCCAAUGUCAGCCAUGUCAUCCAAGUCGGUGCUCCCCCCGAUCGUGAGCAAUACAUCCACAGGCUCGGACGUACCGGUCGCCAAGACAAGACCGGCCAAGGAUGGCUCAUCCUCAGCGAGGUGGACAUUCCCAUCUGCCGGUCUGAGCUUCGCGGGCUUCCCAUCGUACCCAACCGCGAAAUUGAGUCGGCCGCGGCCGAGCUCGCCACCGAUCCCGCCGAGCGCCUCCAGAUCGUCAACACCACCAUGGACGUACUCAAGGGCGUACCCAAAAGCAGCCUGGGCGCUGCAUACAUGUCUCUCUUCGCCCGCGUCAACAGGUCAAACGCCCAAGACCGCGUCAAUGAGUUGCGGGAGUGGUUCGUUGACGGUAUGGGAUUGGAGGGGACACCGCGCAUGGCGUCGAACCUCGCUCAGAAACUAGGCUUGGGCAAAGUCACGGGACUUAACUUCGGAAACGACGAUUUCGGCAGUGGAAACAGGGAUGGAGACCGACGCCGUUCAGGUUCCCGUUUCGGUCGCGAUGAUGAUCGGAGCUUUGGUGGCAGGGACUCUCAUCGGUCCCGGGACCCCUUUGCCUCGCUUUCUUCGGAGAGCCGUGGGGGCGGAGACAGAGCCUACAAGAGCUACAGGGGUGAUCGGGGUGAUCGGGGUGACAGGAGCUACAGGGGCGACAGAGGUGACCGGGGUGACCGGGGCGACAGGAAACGCGAUCGUUACCAAGAAACGAGCUUCUAGACGAUGGUGAGAGAGAUGUUUGGCAGUGGGCUUAAUACCUGGCUUGCAAAUCCGCUCGGUUUGUGGCUAUCUACCUCACUGAUACCGCCGCACUAUCCCCCUUCAUUCAUAUGUACCAUAGAUGGCACCACGGCGUACGGUGGGACGGAGUCACAGGGAACGUUUAUUUCGGAUUUUACCUCUCUGGGACAACAGCUUAUUCGAGACCUCGAGGUAGACACUUUUCGAGGGUAGGGAGAUGGAUGAUGAGUGGCGGAUUCCACUGUACAUAUAUAUGUGUAACAAAAUUCUGUAUUUAUAGUAUGAUCUCCAGAGACCGGACCAAAACAUGGAUGGAUAUAUAUACCCAGGAAAAAAACGCCAGGUUUUCU
Sodiomyces alkalinus F11 is the source of this 2540-nucleotide messenger RNA. Its product is annotated as DEAD-domain-containing protein. Lineage: Eukaryota; Fungi; Ascomycota; Sordariomycetes; Glomerellales; Plectosphaerellaceae. The transcript has 2 exons. Bases 157 to 2169 code for a protein of 670 amino acids. The record is from RefSeq and is a predicted model, not a curated record. Gene Ontology annotation, molecular function: nucleic acid binding; ATP binding. Gene Ontology annotation, cellular component: mitochondrion.